This is a messenger RNA of Carassius gibelio (silver crucian carp), 3134 nucleotides long. Its product is annotated as potassium channel subfamily K member 4-like. The coding region runs from base 437 to 2068 and encodes 543 amino acids. Gene Ontology annotation, cellular component: membrane. The transcript has 9 exons. Lineage: Eukaryota; Metazoa; Chordata; Actinopteri; Cypriniformes; Cyprinidae. Gene Ontology annotation, molecular function: potassium ion leak channel activity. Gene Ontology annotation, biological process: potassium ion transmembrane transport; stabilization of membrane potential. The record is from RefSeq and is a predicted model, not a curated record.
GUUGGGAAUGGGGAAAGUCCUGAUGUGUGUAUGUAUCCUGUCUCUCAGUGGUCUGCAGGAGAGAGGGAACUCCUCACCCACCGCGAGCUGAGUAAGUCCUCCAUUUAUCUUCGGAAGAGUCCUUUCUGGACAUGGACAGUAGACCGUACACACAGCUUCAAUGGAGGGACUGAGAGCUCUCGGACUAAAUCUAAAAUAUCUUAAACUCUGUUGCGAAGAUAAACGGAGGUCUUACUGGUUUGGAGCGACAUGAGGGUUUUUGUGAGCAGCAGUGGAAGAGGCUGUGACAUGGAGAGUGUAUAAAUGACUACACCAAACAUUUGAUAUGGAGGAAAUGGAGAAAACAGUGGAUCUGGAAAAACUUCUUUGAUAAGUUUCCAGAACAUUUCUCCACAGCAUGUGACAUCUUGUUUGACGUCAUCAGCACCUCGUAGCCAUGCGGUACACAACACUGUUGACCAUCCUGGCAGCUGUGCUGCUGUAUUUGGUGUUGGGGGCUCUGGUGUUCGGCUGGCUGGAGUCGUCCAGGGAGGAAUGGGCUCACCGUGAGCUGCUGAUGUCUCAAAUGGCUUUCCUACAGAACCACAGCUGCGUCACUCCUUACAGUCUGAAAGAGUUCACAGAGAAAGUGGUGGAUGCCAUUGAAGCAGGUGUGGAUGGCAGAAGCACAUCAAAUUAUACCAGCAGAUGGGAUCUAUCCAAUGCUUUCUUCUUCUGUGGUACCAUCAUAACCACUAUCGGCUUUGGAAACAUCUCGCCCAAAACUAAAGGUGGUCAGUUGUUCUGUAUAUUUUAUGCUCUGGUGGGGAUCCCCAUGUUUGGGAUACUGUUAGCAGGGGUUGGAGACCACCUGGGGACCCUUUUGAGGAGAGCGGUGGCAAAGACAGAAACUCUGUUCUUGCGCAAGGGUGUGAAGCCCACCAGUGUCCGUGUAAUCUCCGCUGUCUUCUCCAUCCUGAUUGGCUGCGUAGUCUUCCUCGCGGUGCCCACCAUGGUGUUUCAGGAAGUGGAGAGCUGGAGCCUGUUGGAAGCGGUGUACUUUGUCGUGAUCACCCUGACCACGGUGGGCUUUGGGGACUAUGUGGCAGAGAACAGGAGAGAUGGAACGCCCCUGUACAAGCCCUUGGUGUGGUUGUGGAUAGUGUUCGGUCUGGCGUAUUUUGCAUCCAUCCUCACAAUGAUUGGAAACUGGCUUAGAGUGCUGUCAAAGAAGACGCGUGCAGAGAUGGAGGAGCUGAGAGCCCAUGCAACAGACUGGACUCAGAACAUCCAGAACAUGUCCAUGGACUUCCGUAUUCCCGUGCCACUGGAUCUCAACGACCCUUUUCAGCUCCAACGGCGGCGUAGACGGAAACGACACCGCCAUCAUCGCCAUCCAAGACUGAGAGCAGCGGGAUUGUCUCAUGGGAUCUCCCUCGAUGCCGAUGUUGUCCGAGAGAAUGGACACCUGAUUCUCGGAUGGCCUGCAUGUAAGUACACCCCAGGUUCUGAUAUCAGGUCUGAAGCGCUGUCCCGAUCCAGGUCCUGGGGUAGGUUAGAUGGGGCGUAUGAGGUGAGACCAGGAUCGAGGCUGAUGGUGGGACCAGCGUCAAGAUCCAUCUCAAGGUUAGAGCUGAGAUCACCAUCAAGACCCGGGUCCAGAGCCAUUUCCAGGUCCCCUUCAGAAUCUGGAACAGGAUCAGUCUCUGGAUCCGAGACGCCGUCGGAAUCCUGGUCUGAAUAUGAAUAUGGUUCAAAUUCCCGUAACUCAGAAGACCUGGAAUCUGGAGCUGAAGGGACCGGAUCACUGGGAAGUCAGAAGGAUGUUCCUGCCGUCGUGGUUGAUAGCUGCAGUCCACCUCGUCCCUCCCUCCUGGACUUCUUUGGAGAGAACCUGGCGUACAUUGAUGAGUCCUCAGACGCUCUGAGUGAUCGGAUCAAACCAGCUGGACAGAACCGCCAACGCAAAGCCAAGAGGAGGAGCAUGACAAGACAGACUCCCCACUCAGAUCCUGUAGGACUGCAGAGGGAGAUCAGUAAUGAACUACAGCCUCCAUCACACCCUCCAACACCUCCACCUCCAACCUGACAAAUAAGUGUUUGACCACGAGCUGUUAGCUUUCAGCAUCACAGUUUGAGGAUGCCAAACGUGACUGAUGCAGACCAUCACAAAUACACAUAUAAAUAGAGCUUAAAUGAAAAUUAUUUGCUCAUGUACAAAAACAAUUUAUUUCCUCCCAUGCAAACAUAGUGGCUUUGUUCAGAAUAGCUCACUACCAUUUGUGCAGGAUGUACUUGUGUCAAAAGUUUGGGAUAAGACUUCUUUUUUUUUUUUAUGUCCAAGGCUGCAUUUAUUUAAUCAAAAAUACAGUAAAAACAGUAAUAUUGUGCCUUUUUUUUUAAAUUCAGAAUAACUUUUCUAUUGUAAUGUAUUCUAAAAUGUUAUUUAUUUCUGUGAUGCAAAGCUGAAUUUUCAGCAUCAUUACUCCAGUCUUCAGUGUCACAUGGUCUUUCAGAAAUCAUAAUAAUAUGAUGAUUUGCAGCUCAUAUAUAUAUAUAUAUAGUUUUUCUCCAGCGUUUAUUUGAAAUGUAAAUGUUUGUAACAUUAGUCUGUAAAUGCUUUAACUGUUGCUUUAAAUCAAUUGAAUGCAUCUUUGCUGAGUUAAAAUAUGAAUUUCUUUAAAAAAUAAUUUACUGACCCCAAAGGCCUACCGCAUUUUCUGAAAUGUGCAAAAGACAAUAGAGCACACUAUAGUGCUGCAGCCUAUCCCACAAUGCAAUUUGCUUAUAUUUUCCAAUUGGAGGACAUUUCAGCAAUGUGAUUAUUCAGCAAAUCAGAUGUUUGUUUUAAUGUUUCAUUAGUCACUGCCACCUUUUGUCAUAUCUUAGUCAUAAUAUUGAAUAUUAUGAAUUCACUGUAAAUUGUAUGUUGUCAGUGAGAUAGCUUACCAUUUUGAUUUGUAACCACAAAAAUGUUUUUAGGAGUGAUAUUUUAUUUGAACUGCUUGUUAAUUUUUCCCUAGUAGUUUUUGUAGUAUUAUAUGAUUUAGAUUAUUUUUUUUAAGUUUUUAUUUAGCAUGAUAUACUUUCAGGAAAUAGGAUACAAUUUGUUGUAAGAUUAGCACAUUAUUUAUUGAAAUGUCAGUUUAUUUGUG